ACCAUAUAUAUCACCCAGCUCAUCGUCGUGGACACCAGCUCUCUUUUCCAUUGCUGAAUUAGCCAGUCAAGUAGUCGAUCACCCGCUCAAGAAGAUUGAUCGGUAUAGUUCACCAUGAGGAAGGUGUGCCCUAACCUAGAUCGGGAAGACGCCCUGGACACCGUGCUCGAGGUUCCAGUCCCGGAGCUCCACCACGAGCCCUGGGGCCGCAGCCGGCGCCGGCGCCGGCGCCGAACGGUCACGGCGUGGGUGCGCUCACAUAUGGAGCAGCUUCACAAGCGCGAAGGUGCGCCGCCUUCCCGGGCGGACGUGCAGCUCAUGCUCGGCGUGAUCGGCGCGCCACUAGUGCCGCAGCCCGUGGAGGCGAGGAAAGCCAUUUCCGGACAAGUCAUCAAGGAAGAGCCCCUUGAGGUGUCCAAGGCGAAGUACAUCGUGGAGCAGUACGUCGCGGCGGCUGGAGGCGAGCCGGCGCUUAGCGCGGCGACGAGCAUGUACGCGAUGGGGAAGGUGCGGAUGAGGACAACCAAGGGGCCGAAGGCCAAGACCGGAAUGGGCGUUGUCAAUGGCGGCGAGGUUGCCGGCGGUUUUGUGGUGUGGCAGAAGAGGCCAGAGCUGUGGUGCGUGGAGAUGGUGGUGGCCUGCGGCACCAAGAUGAGCGCCGGCAGCGACGGCAAGGUCGCCUGGCGUCAGACGCCCUGGCAGCAAGCUCACGCCUCCCGUGGCCCCCCAAGACCUCUCCGCCGAUGCGUUCAGGGUCUGGACCCAAAGUCGACGGCGGACCUCUUCUCCAGGGCCGCGUGGGUCGGCGAGAAAUGCAUAGACGGCGACGACUGCUUCGUGCUCCGCGUCAACGCCGACCCCUCGGCUCUGCACGCCCGGAGCAGCGCCGACGUCGAGGUCGUCCGGCACGCUGUCCUGGGCUAUUUUAGCCAGAGGACGGGGCUGCUGGUCCUCCUCGAGGACAGCCAUCUUCUGCGCAUCCGCGUGCACGGCGAGGCGGCCGAGAGCGUAUACUGGGAGACCUCCAUGGAGUCGUCCAUCGGCGACUACCGCACCGUCGACAGCAUUAACAUCGCACACGCCGGCCGCACCGUCGUCUCGCUGUCCCGGUUCGGUGAGGAGGAUGCAGACGCCGACGCGCGCAGUAAGAGGACGUGCACGUGCAUGGAGGAGACGUGGAGCAUCGAGGAGAUCGACUUCAACAUCGUGGGUCUGUCCACGGAAUGCUUCUUGCCUCCGAGAGAUAUGGUACCCUGCGAUUCUAAACAUGUACAGAAGGAUCGGGUCGUCGAUCACAGCAGCAAGAAGGACGGCGCUGCCGUUUCUGCUAAGGGUACAGUUGGUACUUGCGAUCCAGCACUUGAGGUCAAGGGCAAGAACAGCGGCAGCGGAGCUCGUCCGGCGGCUGCGAGAAAGGUGCUUGUUCCGGCCGCGACAGGGCUUGGCUGGUUCGGUCCGGCGAAAGUUGUGGCGGUGGAAAUGGUCGACACCAACGAGUAACUCGGCGGUCGGCACGGCAAGAUAACACGAAGUCAUAGUUCCGGUGGCGUGUGUUGCGGCGCCCCGUCUGCUAGCGAGAAGACGUGUAUAGUUUUAUUAUAUGUGUUUAAGUGCCAGUGGUGUAUAUUGGAUCUUUUGUUCUGCAUGGUAGAAGACCAGCUGGCAGCUGCGAACCCCAUAGACUUUUUCUCCAUUGGAGUUUGCUUAUUUUGCAUAGUUGAAAGAAUUUAUUCACCAUGUUUCCCUUUUGGA
This is a messenger RNA of Phragmites australis (common reed), 1752 nucleotides long. RefSeq lists its product as uncharacterized. Bases 115 to 1500 code for a protein of 461 amino acids. The transcript is spliced from 3 exons. NCBI's taxonomy places the organism in Eukaryota, Viridiplantae, Streptophyta, Magnoliopsida, Poales, Poaceae. The record is from RefSeq and is a predicted model, not a curated record.